Messenger RNA from Megalops cyprinoides (Indo-Pacific tarpon), 1089 nucleotides. RefSeq names its product mitochondrial contact site and cristae organizing system subunit 13 (gene micos13). The transcript has 4 exons. The coding region runs from base 151 to 486 and encodes 111 amino acids. Gene Ontology annotation, biological process: cristae formation. The record is from RefSeq and is a predicted model, not a curated record. Gene Ontology annotation, cellular component: mitochondrial crista junction; MICOS complex. NCBI's taxonomy places the organism in Eukaryota, Metazoa, Chordata, Actinopteri, Elopiformes, Megalopidae.
ACAUGGGUCGUCCUUGUCAAUGAAGGUAGACAGCGGCAGUGCAACGUUAGCUAGCUACAAAAUUCCGGCUGCAUAACCUGCAGUUAAACAUUUAGCAACCUGAAGGUAUUCAUACACUUAAGUAUUGUAAGCUUUUCCUUCGUUCGUGAUAUGGCGGCCAGGAUUUUGCCUGUAGCAAAGUUAGCCACUAAAGUGACUGUUGCUGGGGGAGCUCUCUAUGUAGCCUAUGACACAGGCCUACUAGGGGGAAGUGAACAAGGUUCAGAGGUCCUCAGCAGGGCAAAAGCUGCCAUUCCCCCUGCCGUGGACGAGUGGAUGAAGUACUUUGGCUUUGAGCUUCCUGCUCCUCCGAAAAUCGAGUUUUCUCUCCAGGAAUCAUGGAACUCAGGGGUGCAGAAGUCCGUGUCUGCUCUUUCGGUUGCCCCCACCACGGUGUGUGAAUAUACCAACCAAGGCAUUCAAUACCUGAAAAACUUGACCAAGUGAACACUGACACCCCCAGCUCACACAUCAGUGUAUCAAGUUUCCAUUUUGAAUGGGUGAAAGGUUCUUACCAAACAUGGUCAAAACGUAAGGAUAAAAUUGGAUUCACAUAAGUUUCAGAUGAUGCUAUAUAUUCGCUCUCAUAUAAAGGUCCUUUGCUUGAUUUGGAAAUUUUCUAGAGAAAAAUGGCAAAUGAUUUAGAGCCCAGGUGUGAAUAAAAAUUGUCCAGUACCAUCACAGAUCUCUUACUGAUAACUGGACACAAAAUGUUUCAGCAGAUAGCCUGCAGCUUUCUUGAAUGUAUAUGUUGCCACAAGCUGCUUGGGGGUGAAUAUAACAAAUGAUAGAAUUGAUGAAUCAUGAAGCAAGGCUUUCUGAUCAGUGAGGACUGAUAUAUGAUAUGUGAAACAACACGUCAAGAUAUGUGUGUGAAUCCAAUGCUCUUUGUCUGAAAGUCACUGUUUGAUUUUUCUGUUGUUUUAUUUAUUUGAAAACCUUCCAGAUAUUUAAUUUGUUUUGGCUUGGAAUCUGUUUUCACCCAUUUGCUUAAAACGUCUUUUAUACAGAAAAAUACUGUAUUUUUUGUAUGUAACCAAUUCCACCAUC